AUGAUCAACAUUUCGCUCAGUCGCCGCGACGCGAAUGUCCUUGAGAAAAUCAAAGAUCCGGAGUCGGAUCCAUCAAGGGCGGUCAUUGUCGAACCAUCUUUGCCCAAGGAUCCCAAUAUUACAGAUCUGAGCAUCUACGAGCGCGUCUCCAAGCAGGAAAAGGAGAUUGUCCUUUCCAUGCAGCAGCUUGAGAUGCAGCUAGCCGGUCUUAAAGCCGUUGCGACGACCACCGAUCCAAUCCAAGAAUAUCAAACAUGCGUUUCCCGUCUUGGAAUGCUUAUCACAGAGCACCCCAGAUAUGCCAGUGCUCGUAACAACAGGGCUCAGGCGCUCAGAAGGCUUUAUGGAGACACUAUCCUGCUGAAGGCAUCGAGCCUACAAGCCUUGAAUCAGGAUGCUACCGAGGAGGAAAGAGCGAAUGCCGCCGUGGCUAUAUUGACAGAUCUCGACGAGGCAGUCUCUCUGUUGACACCAAAGACCAUGUUUGGAGGUAUGUCACCGGUGGCUGGAAGGACACUGUCGUUGGCCCACACCCAAAGAGCAGCAAUAUAUCACACAACUGCAAAGUCGUUCUCGGCAGGCCUGCAGGACCUUGGGGAAAGAAAGGAGACGGACUGGAGCAAAGUUGACUUUGAGACAGCCGCAUCCAGAGAUUUUGCCUUUGGCGGGCGAUACGGUAAUGAAGUCGCAAAAGGACUUGCUGUCGCUACCAAUCCAACCGCAAAGUUAUGUGGUCAAAUGGUCCGUGAGGCUAUGAAGAAAGAAUAUGGUCAAGCUUUUGAGGGCCUGUAG
This is a messenger RNA of Truncatella angustata, 792 nucleotides long. RefSeq lists its product as uncharacterized. The record is from RefSeq and is a predicted model, not a curated record. Bases 1 to 792 code for a protein of 263 amino acids. Gene Ontology annotation, biological process: cilium assembly. The transcript has a single exon. NCBI's taxonomy places the organism in Eukaryota, Fungi, Ascomycota, Sordariomycetes, Amphisphaeriales, Sporocadaceae.